CCGAAGUAAGAGGACCGACUGCCAAGGUGCCGCCGGCGUCCCUGGGAAAGCGACGGUCCCGCCUCCAAGGCUGUCCUCCGAGCAUAACGAGCGAGCGCAGAGCACAAACUGAGGACGCGCAGCCGCCCCGGGUGUUCCAGCCUCGCUCUCCGCUGCACGGCUCGCACCGCUCCGGCGCACAGGCCCCGGGGCCAUACACAGCGCCCCCGGCGGCGGCCGAGCCCAGCCCGAGCGGGGCGGCGCACGGCGCGGGGCCGGGCCGGGCGGCUCCCGGCGCGACUUCCUGUUGUGCCCGCGCCCCGCCGCAGCCGCCACCGCCAAGGCCGCCGCCGCCGCCCGGGGUCCCUCGCCCACUGCCCGCGGCCUGCAGCGGCCGCCGCCCAUGGAUUUCACCUAGCGCCGGUGGCCAUGGCGGCACAGUGCUGCUGCCGCAAGGCGCCCGGUGCCGAAGCGGCACCCGCCCGCCCGCCGCCCGAGCCGCCGCCCGCCCUGGACGUGGCCUCGGCCUCCAGCGCGCAGCUCUUCCGCCUCCGCCACCUGCAGCUCGGCCUGGAGCUGCGGCCCGAGGCGCGCGAGCUGGCCGGCUGCCUCGUGCUGGAGCUGUGCGCGCUGCGGCCCGCGCCCCGCGCGCUCGUGCUCGACGCGCACCCGGCCCUGCGCCUGCAUUCGGUCUCGUUCCGCCGCGCCCCUGCCGCCUCCGAGUUGCCCUGCACCUUCGCCUUUCCUGUCCCCGGGUUGGGGCCCCCGCUGCCCGCUUUCGCAAAUUCGUCUGACGCGGAGUCCGCCGGCUGCCCUCUGGCCUUCAGGUUGGACCCAUUCACCGAUUAUGGCUCCUCGCUGACCGUCACACUGCCACCCGAAUUGCAGGCACACCAGCCCUUCCAGGUCAUCCUGCGCUACACCUCCACGGACGCCCCCGCAAUCUGGUGGCUGGACCCAGAGCUGACCUAUGGCAAUGCCAAGCCUUUCGUCUUCACCCAGGGCCACUCUGUGUGCAACCGCUCCUUCUUCCCGUGCUUCGAUACGCCCGCCGUCAAGUGCACCUACUCAGCCGUUGUCAAGGCCCCACUAGGGGUGCAGGUGCUGAUGAGUGCGACGCGGAGCGUGUACGUGGAGGAGGAAGGCGUCUACCACUUCCACAUGGAGCAUCCUGUACCUGCCUACCUCGUGGCUCUUGUGGCCGGAGACCUCAAGCCAGCGGACAUUGGGCCCAGGAGCCGUGUGUGGGCUGAGCCAUGCCUCCUGCCCACAGCCACCAGCAAGCUAUCCGGUGUUGUGGAACAGUGGCUGAGUGCCGCGGAGCGACUGUACGGGCCGUACAUGUGGGGCAGAUAUGACAUCGUUUUCCUGCCACCCUCCUUCCCCAUCGUUGCCAUGGAGAAUCCGUGCCUCACCUUUAUCAUCUCCUCCAUCCUUGAGAGUGAUGAGUUCCUGGUGAUUGAUGUCAUCCAUGAGGUGGCCCACAGCUGGUUCGGCAAUGCUGUCACCAAUGCCACUUGGGAGGAGAUGUGGCUGAGUGAGGGCCUGGCCACCUAUGCACAGCGCCGCAUCACCACAGAGACCUAUGGGGCUGCUUUCACCUGCCUAGAGACAGCCUUCCGCCUGGACGCCCUGCAUAGGCAGAUGCGGCUUCUUGGGGAGGAUAGUCCAGUUAGCAAGUUGCAGGUCAAGCUAGAACCAGGAGUGAACCCCAGCCACCUGAUGAACCUGUUCACCUAUGAGAAGGGCUACUGUUUCGUAUACUACCUGUCCCAGCUCUGUGGAGAUCCCCAGCGCUUUGAUGACUUUCUCCGAGCCUAUGUGGAGAAAUACAAAUUCACCAGCGUGGUGGCCCAGGACCUGCUGGACUCCUUCUUGAGCUUCUUUCCUGAACUGAAGGAGCAGAGCGUGGACUGCCGGGCAGGGUUGGAGUUCGAGCGCUGGCUCAAUGCCACAGGCCCACCACUGGCUGAGCCAGACCUGUCUCAGGGGUCCAGCCUCACCCGGCCUGUAGAGGCCCUCUUCCAGCUGUGGACUGCGGAGCCUCUGGAGCAAGCAACAGCUUCAGCCAGUGCCAUUGACAUCUCCAAGUGGAGGACCUUCCAGACAGCGCUCUUCCUGGACCGACUGCUAGAUGGAUCCCCGUUGCCCCAGGAGGUGGUGAUGAGCCUGUCCAAAUGCUACUCAUCCCUGCUGGACUCCAUGAAUGCUGAGAUCCGCAUCCGGUGGUUGCAGAUCGUUGUCCGCAAUGACUACUAUCCUGAUCUCCACAGGGUCCGCCGUUUUCUGGAGAACCAGAUGUCGCGCAUGUACACCAUCCCCCUAUAUGAGGACCUCUGCACCGGUGCCCUCAAGUCCUUCGCACUGGAGGUCUUCUACCAGACACAGGGACGGCUACAUCCCAACUUACGCAGAACCAUCCAGCAGAUCCUGUCCCAGGGACUAGGCCCCAGUGCUGAGCCCAGUGCAGAGACCAGCACAGAGUUGGGCAGUGCUGAGGCAGACACGAACCCAGACUCGCCAGCCCUGCUACUCGGGGACGAGGCCCCCGGUAGCACCAUCUCUCUCAGGGACGUCAAUGUGUCUGCCUAACCUUGGUGACUGAUCCUCAACCUCCCAGACACCACGAUUGUGCCUUCUGUGGUCCGGGCGCCAUGACUGCGCCUUGGCUCUGGCCACGAGCUCUGCCCAGGACCAUAAUCCCCUCCUACUGGCUCCAGGCCAGAGGCUUGGGAAAAGGAUCUUGUGUCCAUUGAGGCCUAUGGACCAGGGCCCACCCUGUCCCUACUCUCUUGCACCGCGGGGCCCAGGGCUGGCCCAUACCCACCAUGCCUCCUGUCUCAACACUGACAGCCAUGCCUCACCCUGGAGCCAGCAUCUUCUGAACACUGCCCUGGGGACAGUGACCCCAGCAGUCCCACAGCAACAACCACAAUGUGCCUUACACAUGCCAGAGACCCAGGAUGCAUGGCCCUGGAAGCGUGCUUUCCUGCAGAGCCCUGUGUCUGGCCCCAGGGCUCGACUUGCUUGAGGGACAGUGGACAGAGGAGCAAGGACACAGGCAUUCCAUCAGUGCAGGGGCAGGGAACAGAAGGAGAGGAUGGACCUCUCAAGCAGGUCUCCGUCUCUGCACCUGGAGUCCAGGCCUGUCCAUGUGGCUACCUGGGUACCAUUGGUGCUCUCUGUGCUUGCCUGCUCGGAGAGGCACUAGGCUGUGGGCUUCAGCCUGGGACCACUGCAGCAGGAACCACGGUGACUGUCCCAUUGAAUCUCCACUUUGCAGACCCGACCUUCCUUCCUGUUUGUCACUACCCUGUCUUUUGUACCUGCCCAGCUGCCAUGGUAGGGCCGAAAGAGAUGAGAACUGGUCACAGGAGUCAUGGUCAUAGCCUGUCCCCAUAGACAGAUGUAGAGAGAGAGAGAGAGAGGUGAGAACCUACCCUAGAGACCGAAAUGGGGAACAGUAGGUGGCCCCUUGUUCUCUGCUCCUCAAUCAGACCUUGACUGAACAUGGCCUCUUCAAGACCCUAAAGAGGCUGUUUGUCUCCUUCAUUCUGGACUUUCACCUCUGUGACUCUGACCACACCCCUGCCUUCUGGCACUGGGGCACCCAGACCUCCACAACCAGAGUGCAAGGGAGGUGUGAGUGACAGGGAUUGGUUGGGAAUGCUGAGACUGAACUCUAGCCUGGCAAGCUAUGGGGUUAGCCGUCGCUACUGACUAAGGCUCUAUCCCAUUCAAGAAUGAGACCCAUCCCUCACAACCAGCAGAGGGCAGAGGGGACAACAGCAGUGACACCUUACAGAAGAAAGGUGCUACUGUUUUCACUGCUGGAACAGUGGCAGAAACAAUAAUUUGCUUUGGCUGUUUUUUAGGCCUUAGUGGCAGGGAAGGAAUGGCAGCGAGAGAAGCUUGGCAGUGGGGGCUUGUUGGGAUUCCUCAGUUCUACACAGCGGAGACACAGUUCAGGCAAAUAUAACUCAAAAACCAGCCCCUAGGGACCUAUUUCCACCAGCCAGGCCCCAUCUCCUAAAGGUUCCAUAGCCUUCAAAGUGGCGCCAUAAACGGAUG
Molecule: messenger RNA, 4050 nt
Organism: Microtus oregoni (creeping vole)
Lineage: Eukaryota; Metazoa; Chordata; Mammalia; Rodentia; Cricetidae
Product: aminopeptidase RNPEPL1
Exons: 11
Coding region: 409-2571 (720 amino acids)
Biological process (GO): proteolysis
Molecular function (GO): zinc ion binding; metalloaminopeptidase activity
Source: RefSeq, a predicted model, not a curated record